GAUCGUGCUGUUUGACUCACGAGUGCGGGCUGAGCUGUCUGGGCUCCGCGGGAUUCACGGACCAACUUUCGGACGCCUCAACUUCACCCCUGGCAAAAGUGUAAAGUUCAGCUCUAAAAUAGCAGUGAAGUUGGUCUGCGGGCUGGUCGGUGCUGGGCUCGCUCCCCCAGUUUUUUCUGUCCAGGUAUCUAAUCGGAUCCAGCAGUAACCAUGAAUAGUACAGAUGUGGAACAUUUGACAAAGUCUGCAGGUGGACAUGUGUCUGAGACCCCAGCUGUGUGGUCGUCUUUACUCCCAACCCCGGCUGACACCACUGUGAUUCCAGCAGCUCCCAGCACUCCAGACUCUGCAGUUAUUGCAGUGGUCAUCGUCCUCAUCCUCCUCACGGUCGCCGCCCUGAGCUUCCUGCUGUACCGGUACCUCUGCCACAACAAGGGCGACUACAGGACGACGGGGGAGCUGGCUCCGGGGGAAGACCCCGACGAGGAGAACAGCAGCCGCGAGGCCAACGAGAAGAAGGAAUACUUCAUAUGAAGCUGUCUGCUCACCCAUAAGGAAUCGUUUUGUUUUAUCCUUUGCUGUGGGUUUUUUUUUGUUUUUUGAAGGGAAGGCUGCUGCCGGUUGUGGACUUGGCAGAGAAUUAAAAAAAAAAAAGUUUGUUUUAAGGAAUCAUUCAUAAACUACAAGUGAAACCAAAGAUGUGAGCACGGCUGUGUGGGGUUGGGGGGGGGUGACUGACUGACGGGGAGCAGGUGAAGGACGACAGGUGUGUGCAGAGUAACAAGAGCGUGGCGACAAACAGCUGUUGGGCUUUUUAAAAAUAUCUCCAGUCGGUUAGAAGAUCUUUUUUUGUGCUCAGUAUUUGAAAAAUGUUACUUCAUUCAGAUUGCUGUAUUUUAUUUUUAAACCACACUCAAAUUUCACAGAGGAUGUGUUUGGGUGGGUUUUUUUUUUUGAGUUUUCUCAGAAUAUUUAUAUACAGUUCAUUUUAUAAGUUUAAAAACAAUGUAAUCCUCUUUGAAUUUAGACCAGCUAUUCAUCAUUUGCAUUUGGAGAUCUGUUAUUUUCUAUAAAUGUUUGCCACAAAUGGUUACUGAUAACGUCAAGUUUGGAAGGAAAAAGUUAGAUUUGACUGUUAAAUGUAAUGGCAACGUGUUUGUUUCUAAACAAGGAUUGCUGCUUCUGUGCUCUGGAUGUGACGAUGUAGGACACUGUUCAUAUACAUGAAGGAAGCUCAAUUAAACUGUAAAGUAAGUUGCCAAAUUUAUGUAAAAUGUAAAUGUUGGUGUUUUGUUUUUUUUAUGCAUAUCUUCAAUUUGCUAGACCACCUUUUUAUAAAAAUGUUGUCACGUGCCUGAGAACACCAACUACAUCAGCUAUAUAAAAGGUUUUCUCUCCUUCUUGGCGGGUGUUUCUGCAGCUGUCUGUUUUUUGGGAACUUUUCCCAUCAGAGAAAUCCGUGCAAAAGCUUAGGCCACCCUAAUAUUGUUCUAUCCAACUUUUACGGACAUUUAGAUUUCCUGACAAAUGUCUCAACACUGAGUGUAAUAGAUGAUCUGAAUAGAGGAUCUGUGGGUGCGGCUCGCAGAAAGUGCAGGUAGUCAAUCUUUUUUGUUUUUGCGUUCAAAAGAUCCAAAUGUUUUUUAAUCUAUGGAAUAAAACUGCAGAUUUAACUGGUUCAGACCAGAAUAAUCAGAACUAUUUAGGUUGAGAACAGCAAGAUAUGUGUAUAUUAAAAGUGUGUGGAUUCAA
Cololabis saira (Pacific saury) is the source of this 1752-nucleotide messenger RNA. RefSeq names its product cell adhesion molecule 2-like. The coding region runs from base 211 to 534 and encodes 107 amino acids. NCBI's taxonomy places the organism in Eukaryota, Metazoa, Chordata, Actinopteri, Beloniformes, Belonidae. The record is from RefSeq and is a predicted model, not a curated record. The transcript is spliced from 6 exons.